Molecule: messenger RNA, 1725 nt
Organism: Guillardia theta CCMP2712
Lineage: Eukaryota; Cryptophyceae; Pyrenomonadales; Geminigeraceae
Exons: 8
Coding region: 1-1653 (550 amino acids)
Biological process (GO): transmembrane transport
Cellular component (GO): membrane
Molecular function (GO): transmembrane transporter activity
Source: RefSeq, a predicted model, not a curated record
AUGGCAGUCGAGUUCGCAGAGCAAGACAAGGAGAGGGAGAAGGAGAGGGAAACUCCUUCCUAUACUGAUUCCGCUGCAACCGAGAAAGUCUUUCUCAACUUGACAUCCGCUGGAGCCUUUGGCGAUGAGAGGCUCAUCCCUGCAGUCUUCCAGGAGAUCUCGCUCUCCUUCCAUGCUUCCCUCACACAACUGGGCAUGCUGACCCUGGCAGGAGCCCUGUCCUCCUCCCUUGUCUAUCCCAUCUCCGGCGUGCUCGGAGACAGCUACUACAGGAGCCGCAUCAUCCUCUGGUCCCUCGUUGGCGUUGCUAUCUCCACAGUUGCCCUGGCGCUGAGCGCCAGCUAUGAGCAGAUGCUCUUCGUCAAGGCUAUCAACGGCGUGUGCAUCGGCCUCCUCGUCCCUUCCUUGCAGUCGCUGGUGGGUGACAUGCACGAUGCUCUGCACCGGGGGAGAGGGUUCGGGACGCUGGCGUUCACGGGGAUCAUGGGAGCGGUCUUGGGGAGCACGCUGGCAACGGUGCUGGCGGCAUCCUCCUACUUCGGGUUGGAGGGCUGGCGGUUUGCCAUGCUGCUGUGGGCAGGGUUCAUCGUCGUGAUCAUCGUGGGACUGGCGUUGUUUGCUGCGACGAAGCUAGAGGCGUACGAUGAGAGCAAGAGGGAGCAGAUCGAGAGCAUGGAGAAGAAGCAGUUCCAAGAGCAGAUGGCGGAGCGCUGCUCCCAGGGGCUGGAGAGGAUCUCCUACGUCCUGUCGAUCCCCACGCUAAGGAUCCUCAUUCUUCCCCAGGCCGUCGGCAACGUCCCUUGGAUGGCGAUGACGGGCUGGGUAACCUUCUACCUCGAGGCUAUGGGGUUCAGCAACGGAGCAACUGCUCUCCUUAUACUCAUCACUGGCCUUGGGUUCGCUCUUGGCACGUUGCUCGGAGGGGUCAUAGGGGACCUGGCGGAGAGGGCGGACAGGCUAAGAGGACGCAUCUUCCUGGCGCAGGUGGCGAUAGGGCUGGGGAUCCUCCUCUUUGUGUGGGACCUGGAGGUCUUGCCGAGACUUCUGGAGGGGCAGGACAUGAUUGUUGCAGGGCUGUGCUAUGCCAUCAGCCUCUUUGUGACGGGAGUGUUGUCGAUCGGGGGGACAGGAGCAGCUUGUAACCUGCCCAUCAUUGUCUCUUGUCUCCCCCAGGACUAUCACACGUCAGGCAUCGCCGUGGAGAGGUUCUUCGCCACCGUCAUGUCGGCCUUCGCUGCUCCGCUGGUUGGGAUCAUCGCCGAGGGCUACUACGACUACAACCUUGAGCCCGAUGAGCUGGGCCCGGUGGGAGCAGUAGGAGCAGACGGCAAGGAAAUACAACCGACCUUUCAGCCCUUCGCCUCCGCUCGUGCUACGAUCGUUGCUGACUCACUAGUCAUGGUCACUACCAUCUCUUGGCUCCUUUCUAUCCUCGUGUGGACCUUGGUCUACUUCUCUUACCCCAAGGACAGACUCUCCAUCGACUCUGACGAAGAGGCCCGAGUCAUUGACGGGACCUCGCAAGGCUACGGCACGGGAGCGUCAAGCGUCAGCAUGGCCGGCUCAUCCAUCCCUCCUUCUUUCGUGUCUACAGGACUAGCGGGGUCCACCGGGACUCUGUCAGAUCAGGACGAGGAGGGGAAGGGCGCCUGAAGGAUGUAAAUAUAUUGUUUCAGUGUCUACAGCAGCACUCCUAUGAAUGCUUUAAAUCGUUCUCUCGCUCCU